AUGUUAGGUUUAUAUGACGUUAGUCAUUGGUUAAUAGUGAUGGCGAUAAUUUACCUAGUGCUUCCAUUGCUUACGUAUUUACUCCUACCAUACAUAUUUUAUGGAACUAAAUCUACGAAGAAAAGGAUAAUCAUUUAUGUUAUUGGUGAAAUUGGACAUUCUCCAAGAAUGUGUUACCAUGCUUUGAGUUUUAGCGAACAUGGAUAUGACGUCGAGUUAUGUGGAUAUGUUACGGACUCCAUUCCAAAAGAUAUCAUCGAUGAUGAAAAUAUCACUAUUCAUGAGAUUCCAAUUUAUGAGAAUACUAGGAAUACUAAGAGUUUGUUAUUCUUAUUGAAAAAAGUAUUAUUUCAAAUAUUCACAAUCGUUAAACAGUUAUGGUAUUUAAGAGGUAGUAAUUAUCUGUUGGUACAGAAUCCUCCAACCAUUCCAAUUUUGCCACUUGCUGUUAUUUACAGAUUGACAGGUUGUAAAUUAAUCAUAGAUUGGCAUAAUUUAGGAUAUUCUAUUUUGCAGUUAAAAUUUAAUCAAAACUUUUAUCAUCCAUUAGUAUUAUGUGCAUAUAUGAUCGAGUACAUAUUUUCUAGAUUUGCAAAUUAUAAUAUCACAGUAACUGAGGCAAUGAAAACUUAUUUGGUAGAACGUUUUGGAUUAAACCCUGCAAAAUGUUUUGUAUUGUAUGACAGACCACCUCACAAAUUCCAACCCUUUAAUGGAACAAUUGAAGAACGUUUGUCGAUUAUAAAAAAGGAAGAUUUUAUUAAAGAUUUUAUCCCGUCAGAUUUUGAUAUAAUAAAAGGUGAUAAAAUCCUUGUAACCUCGACUUCCUUCACUCCUGAUGAAGAUAUCAAGAUAUUGGUUGGUGCAUUAAAGAUUUAUGAGCACACUUAUCAAAAAUUUGAUAAUAAUUUACCAAAGAUUAUAUGUUUUAUUACGGGUAAAGGGCCUAUGAAAGAAGAGAUUAUGAAGCAAGUAGCAAACCAUGACUGGAAACUUUGUAAAAUUGAAUUUUUAUGGUUAUCAGCAGAGGAUUACCCAAAAUUAUUGCGUUUAUGUGAUUAUGGUGUGUCUUUACAUGCAUCAAGUUCUGGUUUAGACUUACCAAUGAAAAUUUUAGAUAUGAAUGGAUCUGGUUUGCCUGUGAUUGCUUUGAAUUAUCCAGUUUUGAACGAACUAGUAGUUCAUAAGAAAAACGGUUUAAAAUUUACUGAUAGAAGAGAACUUCAUGAAUCUUUAAUUUUUGCAAUGAAAGACCCUGAAUUAUUAGAUAGUUUAAAAAGGAAUGUUAUACUAGAAGCAGGAAAAAGAUGGAAUUCCAGUUGGGAGCCUGCUAUGAAAGAAAUGAAAUUGAUUUAA
Molecule: messenger RNA, 1356 nt
Organism: Tetrapisispora phaffii CBS 4417
Lineage: Eukaryota; Fungi; Ascomycota; Saccharomycetes; Saccharomycetales; Saccharomycetaceae
Gene: ALG1
Product: chitobiosyldiphosphodolichol beta-1,4 mannosyltransferase
Exons: 1
Coding region: 1-1356 (451 amino acids)
Cellular component (GO): endoplasmic reticulum
Molecular function (GO): mannosyltransferase activity
Source: RefSeq, a predicted model, not a curated record